Molecule: messenger RNA, 2515 nt
Organism: Phycomyces blakesleeanus NRRL 1555(-)
Lineage: Eukaryota; Fungi; Mucoromycota; Mucoromycetes; Mucorales; Phycomycetaceae
Exons: 13
Coding region: 39-2372 (777 amino acids)
Biological process (GO): protein deubiquitination
Molecular function (GO): zinc ion binding; protein binding; cysteine-type deubiquitinase activity
Source: RefSeq, a predicted model, not a curated record
AAAACGCGCUCUUUCGUGAUAAUAUUUAUUGACAUACAAUGGCGUGUCCCCACAUUAAAAACACUUCAUUUAAAGUACCAUCUGCCUAUACUCAAGUUCAUAAAGAAGAAUGCACCCAGUGCUUUGAGUCUCAAGAUGGCUUGGGUGGCAUUGAUGUUUGUCUCACAUGUUUCAAUGGAGGCUGUGCAGAAACUGAACAAUGUCAUGCCAAAACUCAUUACAACACAAGUCACCAUCCCCUAGCCGUGAAUAUUCGUCGCAGAAUUGUGUCUGAAAAGCCAAAGAGGACUGAGGAUGAAUCCCCUCCUCCUCAGAAGAUUAGCAAACUUGCGAUUGUCCCAGACAGCGAGACAAUCAAAUACGAGUUCUUCACAAAAGUCCGCUGUCGUGCUUGCCCAGGAGUAGAAGUAUCCAAGGAUACCACUCCAGAGUUGAACGCAAUUGUUGAAGCUAUCCUGGCAACUUUGUCAUCAGCUAAACAAUCAGAGGUUAAAGCAUGGGAAGAGGAGAUAUACCCAUGCGAGCAUACACUUUGCCUUACACAAGAUUCUCCCAAGAAACUGGAAACGCAGGAUCUUGCUCACUGUACAGAGUGUGAUCUUAAAGAGAAUCUUUGGCUUUGCUUAACUUGUGGCACCCUUCACUGCGGCAGAAAACAUUACGACGGAUCAGGUGGAAACAAUCAUGGCAUUGAGCAUUUCGAGAAGACUUGGCAUGUAGUUUCGUGCAAGCUUGGAACAAUCACACCUGAAGGAACAGCGGAUAUCUACUGCUACAAAUGUAAUGACGCCAAACUGGAUAAUGAGCUUGCUGUACAUUUAGCCAACUGGGGAAUAAAUAUAUCUCAGCAAUUGAAGACAGAGAAAAAUAUGACUGAACUUCAAUUGGAGCAAAACAUGAAAUUUGACUUUAGUAUGACAACUGAAGAUGGAAAACAAUUGGAGCCCAAGUUUGGUCCCGGAUAUACUGGAUUAAAAAAUCUUGGAAACAGUUGCUAUAUGGCUUCUAUCAUCCAAGCUGUAUUUGAUAUCAACACCUUCCAAGACCGUUACUUUAUUCAACUUCAAGACCACGCUUCUGUCUGUCAAAACGAUCCCGCAAACUGCUGGGAUUGUCAACUUCACAAAUUAGCCGAUGGACUUUUGUCUGGAAACUACUCUCUUCCAAUUCCUUCUACCACAGACAAUGAUACACUGAGUCAGGAAGGAAUUGCUCCUGGAAUGUUCAAGACACUCUUUGGAAAAGGUCACGAAGAGUUUGCAUCCAUGCGCCAGCAGGAUGCUUAUGAAUUCUUCCAACUUUUCUGUAAAACAGUAUCUCAGAAAGAACAUACUAAUAAAGACCAGGAUCCUACCCAGACGUUCGAGUUUUCCUUGGAGCAACGCUUGCAGUGUGGAAAAUGCAGAAAGAUUCGUUAUCAAGUUGAUCCAAGUAGCAGUCUUUCAAUUAAUGUUCCAGCAAAGAGAAUUGGAGAGGAGGACUCAAAGACACUUUAUGAGCCAGUUGGCUUUUAUGAAUGCUUGGACAAUUUUGUACAGGAGGACACAGUGGAAGGUUACAACUGUCCUCAUUGUAAGGAAAAGACUACUGCAUUUAAGUCUGUCAAGUUUAACACUUUCCCUGAUGUCUUGGUUAUUCAUGCCCGCAGAUUUGCCUUUGUUGACUGGGUGCCAAGAAAGCUGGAUGUAAAAAUUACUUUUCCAAAGGAGCCUAUUAACCUGGAUAAAUAUCUUGGUACUGGCCAGCAACCGGGAGAAGAUGUUCUCCCAGAAGAUGAAGUGCUUGCUGAAGCACCUUCGUUUGAUCAGUCUGCAGUCGAACAGCUCAUGGGCAUGGGCUUCCCUGAGAUUCGUUGCCAAAAAGCGCUGAUCAACACUGGCAACAAUGGUGCCGAAGUAGCAAUGAACUGGCUAUUUGAACACAUGGAUGAUCCUGACAUUGAUGCCCCUCUUGCUACAGCGCCACCUUCUUCUGGUCCAACUGAUGACCAGAUAACAACAUUGUGCGAUAUGGGUUUCACCCCUGCUCAGGCCAAGAAAGCAUUAAGAGAAACUAAUAACUCUACAGAGCGUGCUUUGGACUGGCUCUUUAAUCACCCCGGAGAUUUGGGUGAAGCUGGGUCGUCUGAUCCUUCAAGUGGUCCUUCUAUUCCAGGAGAUGCCACACCGCCUUUUGAUUAUAGAGUCAAAUCUUUUGUCUCUCACAAAGGUACAUCUGUACACUGUGGACAUUAUGUAGCUCAUGUUCGCAAAGAGGGUGAGUGGGUACUGUUCAAUGACAACAAGGUUGCUAUUGCACCGAACCCUCCUAUUGGUGAGGCAUAUGUCUAUUUCCUUCAAAGAUUUCAUUCUGGGAAAAGUUACACCGAAUAAGUCUUGAUGAUGCAUGUAUAUAUAUUGAUUGCAGAACCUUCUAAUUAAAAUGAAGCGGACAAUAUUUAAGCGACUACAGCUGUAUUCAUAUCAUUUAACAUGCUUAAAUCAAUUUAAAUAUAUCUGUUUUAUUUUGUAUACAU